AUAUUCUUAAUAAAUAAUGGCGUGGGACUUGAAUUGCGUAAACAUAAAGAGUCACGGCUUUCAUCGCCGAUCUUAGGCAAAUGUUUGUGAAGUUUGUCGGAUAAUACAAUAAAAUACACAUUUAAGAUCAAAACACACAUUAAAAAGGGGCGGAGAGGACGACUUUCUAUCACCUUUGGUACGGCCCACACGAAUUUCACCUGGUUUCAAUGUCGUCUGCCAAGUUGAGAAGUUUGUGUCAAAAUAACGUGAUGAAAGUGGUUACCAAACAGUCACGUACGUGUCAAAAAAUGCAUUUCUGCGUUUUCCUUAUCUUGUUUGUUGCAUCGAUACGUUGCCAAAAGCCGUCAGAACAUGUCAGCAGAACAACUUUGCUUGUGGAAGAGCGUGUCAGGAGAACGUUCGUCGGUUCACCAACGGCCCACCCCUCGCAACAGAACAUGACUUUGCAGAGAGGACAGACGGAGGCAAUGUCGACCUUGAUUCGGUCAUUUGUCAGCUGGGAAAGGAAAUGGCUGGACCUGGCGUCGGCGAAUUCGGUAUUGGAAAUGGCCGGUUAUCUGGUCCUGGCCGUCCUCUCCACCUUGGGCAUCAUCUUCACCCCAUUGAUAGUCCUCAUCAACCUGCUGUUUCCGUCGUUGGCGAUUGUCAAGAGGAAACGCAGCGUCGAUCACGAUGAGCCCCACUUGGAUUUCUCCCUUCCGGAAUGGAUGGACCAAAUGGAGUCCUGGGUGAAAACGCACAAGCCAGCCGAGAAACGGUACCGAUGCUGUUUCUAUCCCAAGGAGCCGCCAGGAACAGGAUCUGCUCGAUGCUUUCCUCUUUUACCCAAGUACUUGUACCCGUGGAAUAAUCCUUGUCCCCAGAAAAAUGAAUAUCGUGAUGUUACCGUUGGCAAAGACAAUAAACUGCAUUAAA
Molecule: messenger RNA, 918 nt
Organism: Daphnia pulex (common water flea)
Lineage: Eukaryota; Metazoa; Arthropoda; Branchiopoda; Diplostraca; Daphniidae
Exons: 2
Coding region: 210-917 (235 amino acids)
Source: RefSeq, a predicted model, not a curated record